AUGGAAAUGCGUAUACAAAUCCCGUUGGGAAAGCUGCAAGCUGUCCGGUUGAUCAGCAAACGGGAAUUGACAAAUAUUGACAGGUAUCUCGACACAAAUCAAAAGAAACGAGUUGCCAAAUUUUUCCGCGACGAAGCCGCCAAGAGGAACAAGUACCUGGCCAAGCCGAACUGGACAUUACCUGAAACACUCCAGAUGGUGAACAAAGACGGUUACAGAGCACCUUCCCCGGAAAUCCUAUCCGAUGAUUGGGAACCGACAUGGACGAUGCCCGAGUGUCAACUUGCCGCCGAGAAAGUGUACGUACUUGAUACAUCACCAGAGACCACCCCAGAUCAUACUGAGAAGAAGGAAACCUCCGAGGGAGAGGAGGAAAAGGGAACACCUUCCUCCAUGAGUACUGUGGUAACAGAUGACGACGAAAUCGAGCCAGUACAUGCCGAUAUCCUUGACAUCGCAGCAUCACCAUUACCUGAAAGCGACAGUGGAACAGAACAAAGCGAUCCAGAAGAAGAAAGUUCAAAAACCGAAAUGAUGAAUAGCACCAUAAAAACCCUGUGGGACAAGCAACAAGGAUCUUACCAUAGCCUCAAGGAGGGACUAUUCACUGCAAAAAAAUUCAUAAAAGGAUUUGAAGAGGUAUCCAAGACACAGAUGAAGAAGCAAAUAUACCGAGAGAAACUGAAACAGAUAAAGGCCCUCAAACGCCAACAUCAGCAAUAA
Molecule: messenger RNA, 723 nt
Organism: Macrosiphum euphorbiae (potato aphid)
Lineage: Eukaryota; Metazoa; Arthropoda; Insecta; Hemiptera; Aphididae
Source: the annotation of a GenBank genome assembly